AUGGUUGAGGCACAGCAUAUCAGGUUCUUAAGAUUGAAUCAAGUAUUCAACAAGGCACUUUCUCAAUCAGUAGCAAAACUAGAAAAUUGGGAGAAGCUCUGUUCUUGUUUUCCGGAGUACUGUGCAACAAAGGAAGGUGCUGCCAAUUUAAGUAACUGUCAGAGGCAGGUCAUAGAGUUUUGGACCGAACUAUGCAAGAGGGAAUUCGAAGACAUAUUGGUGGAAAGGGAUGUUAAGGCAAAACUGGAUGACCUUGAUGACCUAGUCUUUGAGGCGAACGAGCGCCUGCGAACCACAUCAACAGGAGACGAGCCCCAUUGCACACCCUUAGAUAAGUUAUCCAGUGAACAAUUAGUUGCAUGCACUGUGUAUGGGGAGAGGCGUGCAGCCGUUGAAGAGUUGCAAGAGAGAUUGAAUACUAUAAAUUCGCUCAAUAAAGGCUUACAGGAAGAGUUGCAAGAGCUUGAGCAAAAUCUCAACGCUGGACGUAAAGAUAUAGAGGUCCUAUGUGAUAAAUACCUUGGUAAAACAAUUGAAAGUCCGCUGGAUGAGACUUUAGUGCAAGGUCUGAGUGACAUGCUUCUCGAAUUGCGCGAUGCAUGA
Messenger RNA from Zygotorulaspora mrakii, 603 nucleotides. RefSeq names its product MIND complex subunit NNF1 (gene NNF1). Bases 1 to 603 code for a protein of 200 amino acids. The record is from RefSeq and is a predicted model, not a curated record. The transcript has a single exon. Lineage: Eukaryota; Fungi; Ascomycota; Saccharomycetes; Saccharomycetales; Saccharomycetaceae. Gene Ontology annotation, biological process: chromosome segregation. Gene Ontology annotation, cellular component: MIS12/MIND type complex.